This is a messenger RNA of Cylas formicarius (sweet potato weevil), 1672 nucleotides long. It is a transcript of the gene SmydA-3, whose product is annotated as SET domain-containing protein SmydA-8. Gene Ontology annotation, molecular function: protein binding. Lineage: Eukaryota; Metazoa; Arthropoda; Insecta; Coleoptera; Brentidae. The coding region runs from base 105 to 1607 and encodes 500 amino acids. The record is from RefSeq and is a predicted model, not a curated record. The transcript is spliced from 7 exons.
CGCGAUUGUCACUCGAGCCCGAACGUUCUAGUAGAUUCAGUUCGGGUCCGCCAGGAGCCUGAUAGUUUAUUAUUAAUCGACAGCGACUGUUGCGAUAAGGAAAAAUGAGCCAAAACGACUUGUUUCAAAUAAAAACAAACGAAACCGUCGGUAGGUAUGCCGUGGCGAGUCAGGCGCUCAAAGCAGGCGACGUUAUUUUUUCAGAAAUUCCUUUCGCUUACGGCCCGAAAUCUGACAGUCCGUGCUUGUGUUUGGGCUGUCAUAGUCCCGUGGAAUGCUCUUACUUAUGCUCGAAAUGCUCGUGGCCCGUCUGCGGACCAGAUUGUGAAUCCCUCCAGGUCCACAAGGACAAUGAAUGCCAAGUCUUUUCAAGCUCCGGGGCAAAAUUCCAACCUGUGCCCGACCCAACCGAACUUUGUCUACAAUAUGAAUGCGUGACGCCGCUGAGGGUACUGUUAGCGAAAGAGAGAGACCCCAAACGAUGGGACGAAGAGGUAGCGAAUAUGGAGGCUCACAAUGACAAACGCAGAUCAAAGCCGAUUUGGGAGUACAAUCAGCACAACAUCGUCGAGUACCUUCGCGGUCCUUGCAAGCUGAGCAGGUUCCCUGAAGAGUUGGUACACACGGUAUGCGGGAUACUAGAAAUAAACGCGUUCGAAGCUAGGACUCCGAGCUGCUAUAUGAUCAGAUGUCUCUUUCCGAAACUCGCCAUAUUGUCGCAUAACUGCGUUUCGAACAUUCACCACGCAGUCGACUGUCAGGCCAACGGAGAAAUUGGAGACUGUCGCGUUACAGUCCGGGCAGCAAUAGACAUUCCGAAAGACGGCGAACUGUUCAGCAGCUACACAUAUUCUCUAUGGCCCACGCUGAUCCGCAGGGAAUUUCUACGAGAGAGCAAAUUCUUCGAAUGCACCUGCCCGCGGUGCUCUGACAAAACCGAACUGGGCACCCACAUGAGCAGCCUCAAGUGUCAGAAAUGCGACAACGGCGUCAUCCUAUCCGUCAAUCCCCUCGAGGACGUCGGCGAAUGGGCAUGUACCCACUGUGAUUAUAAAACGCACGGUGGCGCCAUCAGGCGAGUUUUCGCCGCGAUCCAGAACGAUCUAGACCAACUAGAGUACGUGUGCGGCGCGGAAGGGAUUCAAAGCAGGGAAAACGUCUACAAGAAGUAUAAGUCCGUUCUCCACCCCAAGAACGCAUACCUGACCAUGCUGCGGAGUGCUCUCAGUCAACUGUACGGUAAAGCCGAAGGCUACACGUUGGAAGAUUUACCGGACGUCGUUUUAGAGAGAAAGCUCGAGAUGUGCGUCCAGUUAUUAGAAGUUUUAGACGUCAUCGAGCCCGGACUGUCUAGAAUUCGAGGAAUCACGCUGUACGAAUUGCAUGCACCGAUGAUGGUGCUGGCAAGACACCAGUACCAAUACGAUGCGAUAACUAAAGAGGAAUUUAGGGAACAACUAAAGAAAUCGCUCGAGACUCUAGGAAAGGCGGUGGAAAUUCUGAUUAAAGAGCCGCUGAGCCAACCGGAGGGCCAAUUGGGCCAGACGGCCAAAAUGUCGUACGAUCACCUAUUGGAAAACUUUGACGUACUUAUCGAGACCGCUUAGAACACUGCCCUUCGUUUAGUGUUAUGUAAAUACUGUAAAUAAAAUCCCCAGUAAGCUUAAAAAAA